Molecule: messenger RNA, 1632 nt
Organism: Salvia hispanica
Lineage: Eukaryota; Viridiplantae; Streptophyta; Magnoliopsida; Lamiales; Lamiaceae
Product: 3-ketoacyl CoA thiolase 1, peroxisomal-like
Biological process (GO): fatty acid beta-oxidation; phenylacetate catabolic process
Cellular component (GO): peroxisome
Molecular function (GO): acetyl-CoA C-acyltransferase activity
Source: RefSeq, a predicted model, not a curated record
ACUAACAGUCAUCUCUCUAUUACUACUACUUAAGCACCUUCUUCUCAUAUGAAGUCAACAAACUCAAACAAAUCGAAUAGAGAAGAGAGAGAGAAUGGAGAAAGCACUUAACAGACAGAGAGUUCUGCUGGAGCAUUUGCAACCCACUUCCUAUUCUCGCCACAACCCUCAAUCUUCUCUAUCCCAAUCCAUAUGUUCGGCGGGGGAUGGUGGGGCCUAUCAAAGAACAACUGCUUUUGGAGAUGACAUUGUUAUCGUUGCCGCUUAUCGAACUGCCAUAUGCAAAGCUAAGCGAGGGGGAUUCAAGGAUACCCUUCCAGAUGAUUUGCUUGCCACUGUACUAAAAGCGGUGAUUGAUAGAACAAAUCUCAAUCCCUCUGAGGUGGGAGAUAUAGUUGUAGGAACUGUCUUGGCUCCAGGUUCACUCAGAGCUAUUGAGUGUCGGAUGGCAGCUUUCUAUGCUGGUUUUCCUGAUUCCGUACCUCUCAGAACAGUCAAUAGACAAUGUUCUUCUGGUCUCCAGGCUGUUGCUGAUGUUGCUGCCUUCAUAAAAGCGGGAUAUUAUGAUAUAGGCAUUGCUGCUGGAUUGGAGUCUAUGUCGGUAGACAAUGUCGACAGGUUCAAGUCGGAUAACCCAAAAAAAGACAUUUUCACUCAAGCUCGUGACUGUCUCCUUCCAAUGGGUAUUACUUCUGAAAAUGUUGCACAACGCUUUGGAGUAACUCGGGAAGAACAGGAUCAAGCUGCUGUUAUCUCCCAUCACCGAGCUGCAGCUGCAAUUGCAGCUGGGAAAUUUAAAGAUGAAAUAGUUCCAGUUUCUACUAAGAUUGUUGACCCUAAAACUGGUGAGGCAAAACCUGUUGUAAUCUCGGUAGAUGAUGGGGUUCGACCAACCACAAACUUGAGAGACCUGGCAAAGUUGAAGCCUGCAUUCAAGAGCAGUGGAACUACAACAGCUGGAAAUGCAAGUCAGGUGAGUGAUGGUGCAGGAGCUGUUCUGUUGAUGAAACGAAGUUUAGCUAUGCAAAAGGGGCUUCCGAUUCUUGGCGUAUUUAGGAGUUUUGCUGCUGUGGGUGUGGAGCCUGGUGUCAUGGGUAUCGGCCCAGCUGUUGCUAUCCCAGCCGCAGUCAAGUCAGCUGGUCUCGAACUUAAGGACAUUGACUUGUUUGAGAUAAAUGAGGCGUUUGCUUCCCAGUUCGUAUAUUGCUGCAAAAAGCUAGACCUUGAUACUGAAAAAGUAAAUGUAAACGGAGGAGCAAUGGCCCUUGGACAUCCCCUGGGAGCUACAGGUGCUCGUUGCGUUGCUACAAUACUUAAUGAGAUGAAACGUCGUGGCAAGGACUGUCGAUUUGGUGUCAUAUCCAUGUGCAUAGGUUCAGGCAUGGGUGCUGCUGCUGUGCUUGAAAGAGGGGAUUGCGUUGACGACCUCACCAAUGCACGCGCAGCCAGUGGAUAAUGUAUAUGUAUCGAUUGCAAAUCCUUAAUGGAAGUGUGAUUUAGGAAUUGUGUGAUUUGUAUAAGCAAUCAUUGCAUCUUGUAUUAAUAACCGAUAUAUGGUCUUGGACUCAGUAUUGCAAUGCAUUAUAUCAACAAUCGAAGUUUUAGUUAUACAAAGUUUCUUAUUUGGGACGA